This is a messenger RNA of Rotaria sp. Silwood2, 681 nucleotides long. Lineage: Eukaryota; Metazoa; Rotifera; Eurotatoria; Philodinida; Philodinidae. The record is from the annotation of a GenBank genome assembly.
AUGGAAGAUUCUCAGAACGCAAAUAGAGGAGAGCAAAGAAAAGUUCUUGUUAGGAUAAAUUUACAACGAAAAGAUUUUACAUUUUAUUGGCAAUUAGAUAAACAAAUUUGUCAAUCUGCUCAAGAAACAAAUUUAAAUUCAGUUAAACAUGUAUAUAUUUGUAGUACAAAAACAAAUAAGAAUCCAGCCAAUUAUUUUCCAAAUGCUACGGAAUUAACAAUUAAACAUUGUCUUGAAAAACUUGAUGAUUUAUUGGUACAAACACUAAAUAGAAUUGUUCCCUUACGUCAACUUACCAAAUUAAUUAUUAAAGAUUUUCAUAUUAAUUUUGAUAAAUUUAUUGAUGUAUUAUAUUUGAGACCACAUUUACAUACAUUUAAAAGUGAUUUUUUAUCUCUUAAUAGUAUUUAUCCCAGUGCAAUUAGAAAAACUGGUACUUUUCGACAUGUAUUACAUACAAAUAGAAUUAAAACUUUGGAACUUCGUCAUGAAUGUACAUUAGAAGAAAUUCAAUUGAUUGUUGAUUUAUUUCGUCAAUUGAAUUAUUUAAAUAUUGGAAUGAAAAGCAAAGAAAUUGAACCAAUAGUUCAAUAUCAAUUAACUGUAAUGAUUGAAAAAGAAAAUGUACUUGAUGAUUAUUUGAUUAAAUUUGUAAAUCGUGAUAUGUAUUUGUGGUGCUAG